Myxocyprinus asiaticus (Chinese sucker) is the source of this 2782-nucleotide messenger RNA. Its product is annotated as arf-GAP domain and FG repeat-containing protein 1-like. The coding region runs from base 177 to 2045 and encodes 622 amino acids. Gene Ontology annotation, molecular function: GTPase activator activity. The record is from RefSeq and is a predicted model, not a curated record. Lineage: Eukaryota; Metazoa; Chordata; Actinopteri; Cypriniformes; Catostomidae. The transcript has 15 exons.
UGGGCAGGCUGGUCGUUAAAGCGUUUCACUUUAGGACCCUCCUCUCAACUACGGCGCUUUUCGCCCGUUGUUCUCGUUUAAACGUGAGGCCGUUCUGAAGAAGUCGAGUCUGUCUUGUCCCCCUUCCCGGUCUUUCGAUGUUCCAAGACCUAUUUUAAAGGGACUGUAUCGCUUGCAUGCUAUUGGGACUCGUACGUUUAUUGAAUUGUAUUAUUUUCUUAUUAUUUAUCAACGUUAUAUUAACGGCUUCGGCCAUGGCAGCGAGCGCGAAGCGAAAGCAGGAGGAAAAGCACCUUAAGAUACUGAGGGAAAUGACGAGUUUGGCGCCCAACCGAAAGUGUUUCGACUGCGACCAACGCGGCCCGACUUACGCCAACAUGACAGUGGGAUCUUUCGUGUGCACGUCCUGCUCAGGCAUCCUACGAGGCCUCAAUCCCCCCCACAGAGUGAAGUCCAUAUCCAUGACGACCUUUAUGCAACAGGAAAUAGAAUUUCUACAGAAGCACGGAAAUGAGGUAUGCAAACAGAUAUGGCUCGGUCUCUAUGACGACAGAACCUUGGCUAUCCCUGACUUCAGAGAACCUCAGAAAGUCAAAGAGUUUCUUCAGGACAAGUACGAGAAAAAGAGAUGGUAUGUUCCUCCAGAACAGGCUAAGACAGUGGCAUCAGUUCAUGCGUCUAUAUCUGGUUCGUCUGCUAGCAGCACCAGUAGCACCCCAGAGGUUCGACCUCUCAAAACUUUACUGGGGGAGUCAGUGCCCAGUUUACACCUCAACAAAAACACACCCAGCCAGUCUCCGGUUGUGUCGCGCACUCAGCUGACCCAACAGCAGAAUCAGGACAGGAAGUUCGAUCUGCUCCGCGAUCUGGGUGGCGACAUUUUCGCACCUCCGCACUCGCAGUCCACAGGCAACACAAACUUUGCCAACUUCGCACAUUUCAACAGUCAUUCGGCACAGAAUGCUAACGCGAACGCAGACUUUGCGAAUUUCGAUGCGUUCAAAAGUUCUUCUGCUUCAACUGCAGCGACAUUUCAAACAGCACCACAGGCCCCAUUUCUGCCCACACAAACAGUGUACAACGCUCUCCCAUUUAGUCGCAGUGUGGGCGAAUUUACCUCAUCGCUGCCUCCACUGGCCAUGCACAGUAGCUCGUCCGGACUAGCUAAUGCCAAUUUUGCGAACUUCGAUAACUUCCCCAAGUCGUGUAGUGCAGAUUUCGCCUCAUUUAGCUCAAACCAGAGUAACUCAGUGGGGGAGGGGCAUAAAGCGGAAGCAGCCAGUGUCCCUGCAGACCGAUACGCAGCCCUCGCAGACCUUGACAACAUAUUCAGCUCUACCAAAUCUGAGCCAGGUGCGAAUUCUGCCCCUCCGUCUGCAGGUGUGGGUCCAUCCCCUCCACAGGCCUCUCAGCUGGGCGGCGACCGUUACGCUGCUCUAGCUCAACUGGAGAACGUCUUCAGCACCUCAGCGUCAAACAUCAGCGGCUACAACACUGCCACCACAGCACAAGGAUCUGUGUUUGGAUCCUCAAUAGUUCCUCCAGCACAAACACAACAGGGUAUUCCCAGCAUGCCUCAAGGUUUUGCAGGCCUGUCAACCAAUCCAUUUGUCGCUCCAGUGGCUUCACAAGCUGCUCCCACUAAUCCAUUUCAGACCAAUGGGAGAGCAGCAGCACCAGGAGUGGGUGUGGCAGCAGCAGGCAUGUUAGGACCCAUGCAGGGUGAGGUUUACCCUGCGGCCCUCUUUGCCGCUUUUGGUCCGCCAUCCAUGAGCAUGCCGACAGGGUUUGGAAACACUGCUGCUUACAAUCUUCCCACCAGCUUCAGCGGAAACUUCCAGCAGCCGUUCCCUGGACAGCCCUUUACCCAGCCACACGCAUAUUCACAACAACCCAACGGAGGUUUUGCUGCAUUUGGUCAGGGUAAGGUCACUCCGUUUGGACAGAACAUGACGGCACCUGGAGUAACCAACAAUCCCUUCGUGGCAGGAGCACCAUCAGCUCAGUUUCCUGCUGGAGGAACCUCCACAAACCCUUUCUUAUAGCGCGCCAUUCUCCUCUGCUCCUCCAGGGGGCAGCAUGCAAAUUGUUUGCACCUCACUGUUUUGUUUCCCUAAGUAGCUUUAAAAUUAUAAUUUCUUUUCUAAGAGCAAAAUACUGAAAAAAAAACAUAUAUAUGGCAAUGUCCAUACCAACAGAAAACAAAACAUGUUGUAGGAGUGUGCAGAGAGAAGGAGCUUAUUUGUUUUCCGUGCUCCUUUGUUGUUCCUGUGAACUGGCCUGGAAAUCGUCUGCUUAAAGUGGCAGAUAACUAAGUUAUUACAAACGUCCCGUUCACAUUGAUGCUGCAAUCUUGUAUAUAAUUAUUUCAUACAAAUUGCAAUUGUAGGUCUUUGUGCAUAUCAGUAUUUGUAUCUUUAACAUGCACACAUACACACACAUACAUAUGCUGCAUAUAUGGCGCUGAUGUCAGCCAUGCUGUGAAUAACGUUUUACGUUAAAUAAGAAUGUUGAAUUCCUUUUUGACAUCAUAAUGACACCUUUUUACGCUUUGAAGUUUUUAAAAACAAGGCAAGGAAAGAAUAUUGUUUUUACCCCCGUUAUGACGAGUUUAAAACAAAAGACUUUUGGAUGUCAAGCCCUCCUGAACUCUCACCUGGCCAGGUGUUAACACGGGACUCUGAUUCAAGACCACUUACGUUACAGAAAUUUAAGUUAAUGUGUGUGUAUAUAUAUAAAUAAAUUAUAUAUAUAUACAAUAUAUAUUAAAAUGAAUUUUACC